AUGAACAUAAAGCCAGUAUACAACGGGCGAGAUGUGCGUCGACUACGGGAAUUGUACCAUGCCUGUGAGACAAACUGCCGAGGUCUGAAAACCCUGGGAGUGGACGAAAGUUCGUAUGCUACGAUUGUUGUUCCGGAAAUACUCGACAAGCUGCCGGAAUCCCUUUGUUUGACGAUAACUCGUGGGUCAAGUGCAGGUGGAUCAGACUUUCUAAAUUGGACGAUGAAGGAUAUUUUAAAGGCACUUUUAGAUGAAAUUGAAUUGCGUGAAGCACACGAGUCAUCUACGACGAACACGUCUAAACAAGAAGGAAGGAAAUCACAGUUUGUAGAUGGAUCGGCAGCUGCUCUUGUGAAUCAUACCACCAGGGAAGGGAAGCCAAGAUGCGUAUAUUGUUUACAAGAACAUUUAUCACAAGAUUGUAAGAAAAUUCAGAAUGCUGGUGAGCGUAAACAGAUACUUCGUAAGUACCGACGGUGUUUUGUAUGUUUAAAAAGAGGACAUAUUUGUAGUAAUUGUUUAAAUACGAGUAAAUGUAGUGCAUGCAGUAAACGACAUUAUAGUUCUAUUUGUGAGAGCCAUGCUAAUGGGUCUAUAACCGCUGACGUAGUUCAUUCCACACAUUCGUGCGUUGGGUCAGCAAAUAGAGUAGCAUUGCAGACAGCUCAGGCUUUGGUGAUGGGAGGAAAGGAGAAUGUGAGAGUGCGGGUUAUGUUUGACUCAGGAAGUCAACGGUCAUUCGUUACUGGCAAGGUAGCUCAGAAGGCAGGAGUGCCAGUAAAGAGGAAGGAAUGGGUAGAAAUUAGAACGUUCGGACAGGAGAAGGUUGAAGGGAAGUUGAGAGAAGUGUUUGAAUUGAGUGUAGCCCCAGUACAGGGGGGAGAGAGUGUUAGCAUUGAAGUUUAUGCAGUAGACAGCAUUUCACAGAUUAGGAAUGAGCAUGUAGAGACAAGGAAGAAAGAUUACCCACAUUUGCAAGGGUUAUGGUUUUCCGAUGUUUGUAAGACCAAGAAUGUGUUAGAAAUAGAGUUACUAAUUGGCGCAGAUUAUUUGUGGUUAUUUCAAGAAGGGCGUACGGUUAGGGGCAAGAGUGAUGAACCUGUUGCGGUACAAACCAAAUUAGGAUGGGUGUUGUCAGGUCCACUGAAGAGUAGCUCUGAAGAUGAUGAUGGUCCUACAUCGUGUGCACAGGUAAGCAUAAACCUUAUUGGGCAUGUAACAUCAAAGAAUAGGUCCCUUGAAGCAUGUGUUAAAAAAUUAUGGGAUUAUGAAACGUUAGGUAUAAAGCAUGAAGAGGAAGCUAGCGAGUUAUUAAAUGAUUCAAUACAUUUCAAUGGCCAACGAUAUAGUGUAAGUUUACCUUGGAAGGAAGGGCAUAGUUUAUUGCCAACUAAUUAUAGCUGUAGUGUGCAGAGAUUAAAGGGACAGCUUUUAAGAUUAAAGAAGGAGCCAGAAGUUUUACAAGAGUAUGAUAGAGUAAUUAAAGAACAGUUAGAGCUAGGUAUUAUAGAACCAGUUGUAGAGUUAGAGAGAGCUGAUAAGAUCCAUUAUCUACCACAUCAUGCUGUGGUUCGUAAAGAUGCAAAGACCACUAAGGUCAGGGUUGUGUAUGAUGCAUCGAGUAAAGAGACUAAGAAGGGGGUAUCUUUAAAUGACUGCUUGCAUGUUGGGCCACCUCUAUCCCCGUUGUUGUAUCACAUUAUAUUGCGUUUUAGAGAAAAGCGAAUAGCGCUUGUAGCAGAUAUAGAGAAGGCUUUUUUAAAUAUUGAAAUUGAUCCGUGUGACAGAGAUUGUUUGAGAUUACUUUGGGUGGGCAACAUACAUGAAGAUGAGGUGAAGCCAGUAGAGUAUAGAUUUUGUAGAGUUGUUUUUGGUGUGAACUGUUCACCAUUUUUGCUGAAUGCCACACUUCAACACCAUCUUGACCGCUUUUCGAAGGGUAAUCCUGAAUUGACUCGAAAGUUGAAGGACGGCUUUUAUGUUGAUGAUCUGGUAACUGGAGAACAAACCCCUGAGCAUGCAUUAUCAUUAUAUGAGGCUUCUAGUAACAAUUUAGCUUCUGGGGGGUUCAAGCUUAGGAAAUGGCUCAGUAAUAGUAAAUUUGUAUUAGAGAAAAUCCAAUCAAAGGAAGAAAUCAAGCCUGAUAGAGGAAACUUGGCAUGUGAAGAAAUAUUUGCUAAGUCAUCCCUUUGCAUGACAGGCAAAAAUGACACAUCAGAGAAAGUCCUUUGGUUAGCUUGGAAUUGUACAACUGAUGAAUUUCAGUUUUUGUUUCAGGGUUUAGUUGAGAAAGCAAAAUCGCAACCUGUUACCAAACGCAAUACUCUUAGAAUAUUAGCUGGGUUGUUUGACCCAUUGGGAAUUCUUAGCCCAAUGGUAGUAAGUAUUAAGAUGUUGUUUCAAGCACUGUGUUUGGACAAAGUAGAUUGGGAUUCUGAAUUAAAAGGAAAAUAUUUGAAGCAAUGGUUAGGUUGGGUUCAUGAUCUUGAAGUUGUAGGUCAAAUUAUGAUACCAAGGUGUGUGUAUGGAAAUCUAAUUGGAAAACCCAAAUGUUCAUUACAUGGGUUUGGUGAUGCUAGUUUGAAAGCCUAUUGUGCAGUUGUGUAUUAUGUCUGUGAAUUAAGUUCAGACGAGACUAGUUACAAAAUUGACGAGAAUGAUGCGACAAAGGUUAAGCGUAGGUUUAGGCAUCUAGCGAAACUGCGAGUUCACUUUUGGGAGAGAUGGAGAAAGGAAUACUUGACGAAUUUGAGAGAGCAUCAUAGAAGUAAGAGGGAGAAGAGGGAUUCAGAAAUUGUAUCCUGUAGAGUUAAAUGAGAACGGAAGCAGUACGGAAGAAAGAAAGGAUAAUAAAGUUGAAAAUGAAGUGGAUGGAUAUGAUAACCAGAAAGGAAAGACGAAAAUUAAUGAGAAAGAAAAGACGGAAAUGAAUGAGAAAGACGGAGAGAAGGGUAAUAGACCUAGGAGAGCAGCAGCUUUGGAUGCACGUUGGAGAACACAAGUCAUGUUUGUCCCUUACAGGCUCAAAGGGGGGAGUGUGUAGAAUAAUUUCUAACAUUAUACUAUUAAUAACGCCGUAGGAGACCAAACAAUGGGUGAUUUAGUUGAUUGACGUAAGAAAUGUAUCGUAUCUCAUAAAUAAUAGACUUCAAAUUGAUUGUCAGACGGAAAGCACGAGAGAAAACAAGAAGGAUUGUUUGUUAUAUAUUUUAUCGAUUGAAUAGUUUUAAAUAAAUAUGUUUUAAAGUACGCGUGUGUGUUCUAUUUCCGAUGGUAUUGUUCUGAUAGCAUACAGUCCCCACGAAGCGCAACUGUCUUGCGGUGUAAGACAGAAAAGUGCGACAAAUAUAUAUAGUUAUGUAUAUAUUUCAAUGCAUACCGCAACCUCUGUCCGUUGCAAAUGUAGUUAUAUAUUUGAAUGCAUAACCGUGACCUCUGUCUGUAGCAAAUGAAACAAUUAAUGCACCGUAGCCUCGUGUAUGCAUUCUGUCCCAAAGGAUAACAAAAAUGACAAUAAGAGACUUGUAACAGAUUUAGAAGUCAGUCUGUCUUUGUAG
Paramuricea clavata is the source of this 3557-nucleotide messenger RNA. NCBI's taxonomy places the organism in Eukaryota, Metazoa, Cnidaria, Anthozoa, Malacalcyonacea, Plexauridae. The record is from the annotation of a GenBank genome assembly.